Entrophospora candida is the source of this 348-nucleotide messenger RNA. Lineage: Eukaryota; Fungi; Glomeromycota; Glomeromycetes; Entrophosporales; Entrophosporaceae. The record is from the annotation of a GenBank genome assembly.
AUGAAAGAACCUUGGCAUAACAAAUCGAAGUCAGAGGAUUUAUAUAAGAAAGUUGAUGUUGUUGUGUUUGGUAAAUUAAUAAAUGAAAAAGAUGCCAAAGAAAUAAUGUAUAAUUUUCUGAUAUUAGUUAAAACACUUGAUGAGAGCGUAUGGACAGCUGUGAAAUACAAGUACCCUGCCAGUAAUAACGGUACUUAUCAAGUCGAUAUUCAUCAAUAUUAUAGCAGCAGUGAUUUCGUUCGUCAGAAUAACAGAAUUCCUGACAAUAAUGGCCUCUCCAACCAUGCUCCAACUGAUUCUAUGAGGAUUACUCAUCAAAACUCUGCCAGAAAUAACCGUAAUAAUUAA